Molecule: messenger RNA, 1201 nt
Organism: Anneissia japonica
Lineage: Eukaryota; Metazoa; Echinodermata; Crinoidea; Comatulida; Comatulidae
Product: O-acyltransferase like protein-like
Molecular function (GO): acyltransferase activity, transferring groups other than amino-acyl groups
Source: RefSeq, a predicted model, not a curated record
UGUAUGUAUUGGACCUGGUACUUGGCUAAUGACAUGCAAUUUUACUUCAUCAGUCCAUUGCUGUUGCUUGUCUUAUAUAGAUCCAAGUACCUUGGCAUAAGCCUGGUAGCUACCUUAUGCACUGCUAGCAUCAUCACAACCUGUGUCUUGAUGGGUGUCAAUCAAUUCUCAAAUGCCUUCAAAGGAUCCAUGGAUACUCGACCUGGUGGUGAGGAUUAUUCAUCUGUAGUGUAUGAUAAACCGUACUGCCGUAUCACUCCCUACCUGAUUGGCAUGCUUCUUGGAUACGCAAUGGCUCGGUUAAAAACCAACAAUCAGCGUGUCAAACUGUCUCCCAUAGCAGUGUUUGUGGGCUGGACAUUUUCUAUUGCUUUACUUACCACAGUUGCUUUUGGUCUUUAUGGUUCCUAUCAUGGUGACCCCAUGACUGUUGUGGCUAGAGCAUUGUAUGAGGGUCUGAGUCGAUUUACUUGGUCAGUUGCCCUCAGUUGGGUCGUGUUUGCAUGCUUCUAUGGAUAUGGAGGGUGGGUUAACCAGCUGUUAAGCAGUGGAUUAUGGGUACCUCUAAGUCGGCUCGUCUUCAAUGCAUAUCUUGUUCAUCCAAUCAUGAUCAAGGUUUUCAUUUUCAGCAUGUUCGAGCCAAUUCAUUAUUCAUAUACGAUGAUGAUUUUCUAUUACUUUGCAUUUAUUCUGUCGUCAUUUAUGGUUGCCAUGUAUAUAUUCCUAGUUGUUGAGCUUCCAUUUUCUAACUUGGUUGAAUUAUUUACUACAAAAAAAUAUCGGAAAGAGGGUCCAAAAGCAAAUGAAGAAAAUAAUGCGAGAAGAAAGCAGUGUGAUGAACAAGUGUGAGAAGAUUGGGGAAAAAGAUAAAGCAAAAUAUGACUGUACAUAGAUUAUUUAUACAAAAUUAAAGAUAGAGGUAUUUUUAAUGUCUUAUUUAUUUAUUAAUUACAAAAGUAAAGAUACGGUAAAACAUAAAAUAGAAGCACAGUGGGCUUAAUCUCGAGAAGAAGCCCAUCUCAAAUUAAAGCCCCCUCUUUAGUUUGUAAAAUUAGCCCAUAGUUGGCUUCUUUUGUAAGAUAGCAUGGGCUUCUUUCCGAGGGAGUACAGUACAUACACUGUACAGGAAUUUUAAAAAAUGAAAUAGAUUAAAAACACGCUUGGUUUAGUACUGUAGUUUCGGUGAUUUAAUGCCGGUUAA